CCCUGCCCACUGACUUUUUGUUCCUCCUUCUACCGCCAACCCCAUGUGCACCCACAGAGAAGCCCAGCCAUAGGAGCUCUCUGCUUCCCGGCUACACAUCAGAGGGCUGCAGAGCUCCAAGGCAUGGAGGGCUGCGGUGAGGAGCUAGAAGAGGGUCUUGGAGUUCUGGCAGCUCUCCUCCAAGACUUUGGUGGCAUCGGAAAGAGUAGCUGUGUCUCUUCUCCCUCAGAGGAAGCCAGCUCAUCUGAAGAAGAGGAUGAGGAAGAAGAGCUAGUGGAGCAAGAAGCCCAUGAGCAAAGCCAAAAGAAACUGAUAGAGUUGGAACAGGCCUCCCAAGCCCUGCUGGCUGAGCUGUCUGAACUGGAAGCAAAAUGCGAGAUCGAGAGGUCCUGCAGAGAGCAGGCAGAGGUAUACGCUGCUCAGGUGAGCCAGGAGAAUAAGAAGCUGAAGCGCCUAAGUGUCACCCUCCUCCCCAGCCUGGACUCCCAGGACAAGGGUCUCCCCUUAAAGCCCAGCCUCAGUCCAGAACAGCAGCACAUCAGAGACCUUGGAGCCCAGGUAGCCGAGCUCCUGCAAGAGAAGACGGAGUUAACCCUUCAGGUUCAAGAGCUCAGGAGGCAGCUGAAGGAGCGGGAAGAGCAGAUUCAGAAGGAGCAGCGGGAGAGGAGCUCCCUGCAGAUGUCCGUGGGACAAUCUCAGAGGGCCCUGGCGAAACUGAAACGGGUGUCCCACCUGGUACUGCAGGAGUGUGGGGAAGCCCUGCAGCAGCUUCACCUGGAGCAAGACCUGCGCCAACAAGCUGAGAUCUUUGCCCACCAGAUGCUAGUAGAGAAGAAGGAGGCCCACCGACAGAGCGCCAUUCUCCUCCGGAACAACGGCCCCAGCACCCAGCUGUCUGCAGCCCUGGAGGAAGUGUCUGCCCUGAGCAAAGCCCUGGAGGAGGCCAAGUGCCAGCAGCAAGUGCAGGCUGUAUCCUGGGAAGCAUCCCAGGAGGAAGUGAACCGCCUCCAAAGGAAACUGAAGGAAGUGGAGGAAAAGAACUUGGAGCUGGAGGCUUUGGUCUGUGCCCUGGAGGAGAAGGUGAAAAGGGCUGAAACCCCGAGCCAGGCACCCGAGGCUCUGCCUCCAGCUCCCCCACCGCCUCCGCCCCCCCUGCCUCCACCCUCAGGCCCUGCAGCGGACCCUCUUCAAGCCAUCCGGCUGAGGCGAGGUCUGAAUUCGCACCCAGCUCCGGCAGCCCCCUCCCUGGAAGACAAGAAGGCAAAGGCGGUGCAGGAAAUGAUGGACAGGAUUCGGCAAGGAGUCGUGCUGAGGCCGGCUGCCAGAGAGAAGGAGCCCAGACAGGACAGAAGCAAGCGUAGGAGUGCUGCCAUUACGGAGCUCCAGACCAUGCUGGCUUCCAAAUGCCGACCCCUGAACAGGGGCAGCCGGAGAAAGAGGAGCAGCCGGAAGGGUCCUGAAGGCCAGCUAAUGGCCAUCCUGCAACGACGACGCCACCUGGUUGACUCCCCUUCAGCGGGGCCACAAGAUGGCCCACAUGCAGAGAGCAAAGGUGCCCACAAGACUGAGGCUCAAGGCACCAAGAGCCAGGGACAAUGGGAAGAUUGGACAUCUGGAAAUAGAAUAGUUCAAGGAGGCAAGCCUGGGGCUGAUCCUAGAGAAGGUAAAAUGACCCUUUUGCCUGAAUUAAGAAGUCUUCCAGUUACUGAACAUUCCUUCAAGGAGGAGACACAGAAACCCCCUGCAAUGCCAGCAGAGACGACUCAGGCCUCCAAUCUCCAAACCCGGGUCAGCUUGAGGACCCCAGCUCUGUCAAAGGCAUCUGUCCUUUGGGGACAACCAGAAGAACUAUAAGAAAACCAUGUUCCCACAUAAUUUUGAUGACAUGAAAUUAAAAAGAGUUUGUACAAAUAAAAGCAAUGCAACCAAAAUUAGAAGGACAAAAACAAAUUGGAAAAAAAUCUUAUAGCAAGUAUCUCUGACAAAAGCCUCAUUGCUCAAAUAUAAAGAGAUAUGAGUCAAAUAUUUAUAAGAAUAUAAAGCAUUCCUCUAUUGAAAAAUGGUCAGAGGAUGAAAGAAAAUAAAACUAUUCAUAGUCAUAUGAAAAAAUGCUCCAAAUCAUUAUUGAUUAGAAAAAUACAAAUCAAAAUAGCUCUGCAAUAGCUCCUCAUACCUUUGGCUAGCAUGACCAGAAAGGAAGAUGACAAAUGUUGUGGAAAAAUAGGGCACAAAUACACUCUUGGUGGGACUGUGAAUGGAUACAACCAUUCUGGAGAGCAAUAUGGAACCAGUCUCAAAGGGCCACAAGACUAUGACCCAGCAAUACCACUCUGGGAUCUGUUUCCCAAAGAGAUACGCAAUAAAGGGAAAGGACCUCCCUGUACCAAAACAUUAGCACUUUUUGUAGGGGCAAAGAAUUGGAAACUAUGGGGAUGUCCAUCCCUUGAGGAAUGGAUGAAGAAGUUGUGGUAUAUGGUUGUAAGGGAACACUAUUGCACUAUAAGGAUACAGAAUACAUUCUGAAAAACCUGGAAAGAGUUCUGUGAAUUGAUGCAAAGUAAAGCAAGCAGAACCAGAACUGUGUAGACAGUAAUAGAAAUGUAUAAUGAUCAACUGUUGUGAAAGAGAGGAUUUGCAGGACAAGCCAGGCAUGCAGACCAAGGUGAUUGAUCUGUCUGUCAAUCAAGGUGAAGAUUCCAAAUGGAAUGUUCCCAGAAGAGGCAGUUGAAGCUGGCCAGGGGGAGGAACUGAUUCGCUCUCUCUGGGGAUGACUGACCAAGAGAAACCUCUUCUCUGGGUUCCUGACCAAAAGACCUGGCUUUUUCUGAUCUAAGCAGAGAGAGACCUUUGGGCUUUUAACAGAGUCUGGACUUGAAUUACUCAAGCAGAGAUUUUCUGACUAAAGAAAGAAGAAAAAUAUUUGUCCUCCAUCUCUCUAGCUGUCUCUGUGUCACAGCUGUGACAAGACUGACAUUUCCCAAACCCUCAUAACCCUUCCUUGUAGAUUAGGAACAAACCUUAUCCCUCUUAUCUCAAUUCCCAUCCUGUCCUAUCUUUCCAAUAAACCUCCUUACCUGAGAAAGAAAA
Molecule: messenger RNA, 3087 nt
Organism: Monodelphis domestica (gray short-tailed opossum)
Lineage: Eukaryota; Metazoa; Chordata; Mammalia; Didelphimorphia; Didelphidae
Product: shootin-1-like
Biological process (GO): positive regulation of neuron migration; neuron projection morphogenesis
Cellular component (GO): axonal growth cone; cell leading edge; cytoplasm
Source: RefSeq, a predicted model, not a curated record